Orbicella faveolata is the source of this 1707-nucleotide messenger RNA. RefSeq lists its product as uncharacterized. The record is from RefSeq and is a predicted model, not a curated record. Lineage: Eukaryota; Metazoa; Cnidaria; Anthozoa; Scleractinia; Merulinidae.
GAGUUAGAAUGGGAUAAAGUGUGUAAAGUGAAACAUCACCAAGACACCUCGUUGCGGUGUGAGAUAUUUAGUGUAAUGAUUGUUGGUUUGACAUUAAAAUACGAUUGAAAACGUUCAUUUUCUGUGUGAUGAUCUUGUAGUACAAUGGUUAGUAUUCUCGACUGUCACUCAAGAGAUCAGGGUUCGAUUCCCCGUUGGGUGGAAUUUUUCCUUUCCAUGUGGUAUCAAAAGUAGCAUGUCCAUGCGCGUUUGCUCAUUUGAACUCAUGGAACGAUGCGAGUCUUUUCGAUUUCACACCCCUUCCAGUGUAUUGGUGGUGGGUCCUUCAGGGUGUGGCAAGACUGUGUUUACCACCAAACUUUUACUGAACAACCUCGAUUUGUUUCAUACCCCACCCUCCCAAAUACAUUACUGCUGUGGAGUGUGGCAAGACUGGUUUCAGCCCAUGAAAGAACAGGGGGUCAAGUUUCACAAAGGCGUUCCCGACACAGAUCAAUUGAAAACGUGGUUUCCUAAAGGCGGAUUACUGGUGUUAGACGAUCUAAUGGCUGAAGAAGGGAACGAUAAACAAGUGUUGGAUCUGUUCACCAAACAUUCUCACCAUCAGAAUGUCACCGUGCUCUACUUGUGCCAAGACAUGUUUCCGCUGGGGAAAUAUGCCAAGAGUAUUUCCAGAAACGCCCACUACAUCGUAGCCUUCAAGAAUCCACGAGAUCAAUCAGGCACGAGAAAUUUACUGUUACAGGCAUUUCCCACCCAAUGGCAAGUUUUACAAGACACGUUUCAACGUUUGACAGAACGUCCGUUCGGAUACAUGGUCUUGGAUUUACAUCCAGGCAGUUCGGACAAUCAAAGGAUUCUCAGCCACCUUUUAAAGGACGAAGGAUGUAUGAGAUGUCACAAAUUCAUCGAGACAUCGUGAUGAGUUCUUCCCAAGAUUCAAUCACUACCGUAUCUCUAAUGAACGGAUCCAACAAAAGCGUCCAGUUGGUAAACAAAGAUUUGUUGUAGCGAUUGGAUGGGUUGUUUGCCUUUUACCACCGUCAAUGGUGGUGUCAUCUCCAGAUGUUUUACCACUUUAAGUGGUGCCACGGUUGUCUGAAUGCUUUGGCAUUGAUCAUUGUGGCAGCAGGCAUUGUCAUAGGAUCCGUCUUAGAAAACAGCCUCCUGAUUGCCUGUUUAACUGCCGCUGGAACUGUGAUUAACGAGUGGAACGAUUUCAAAACGUUUUUGUUCAAAAUCGACAUGUGUUGCUUUGCCUACACCACUUACGACAAAAUAUUGAUCGAAUUGAGAACCUACGUGCGAGGACUUCCAAUGGAGGAGUUUGAGGGAUUUUUAAUCAAGAUGCAAACCUUGGAUGACACAAUCACUGAUUUCACACCCCCAGUAUCUGACAAUUGCGUGCAAGAAUACGAACAACGAUUUCGCUACGACCACGUUGAUAAAAGCGGGAGCACUUACGUGUGAGUGGUAGUAUGUGUCAUGAAGAGCAAACGAACAGUUCGUAAACAACUAAGGAGACGUAGGAGGACACAAAAAGAGGGAUUGUUACCAUUGGCAGCACUCAUUCCAGCUUUAGUAGCAGCUGGUAAGGCGGCGGCUCUAGGAGGAAUCUCUGGUGCAGCUGGUUAUGGUGUGAAAAAGGGUUUGGAAGCUGCUUCGCGUAAACGUCGACGAUGAAAAAUAAACCAAAGACCAAGAAAA